Molecule: messenger RNA, 3403 nt
Organism: Saccostrea echinata
Lineage: Eukaryota; Metazoa; Mollusca; Bivalvia; Ostreida; Ostreidae
Product: neuralized-like protein 2
Exons: 3
Coding region: 123-917 (264 amino acids)
Biological process (GO): intracellular signal transduction
Molecular function (GO): ubiquitin protein ligase activity
Source: RefSeq, a predicted model, not a curated record
CCAGACAGAAAAUACACAUUUCCAAUCAUUUGUGCUGAAUUUACAGACUUUCCUCAUGAGCAUUAAAACAAAUGGUUCAUUUGUAUAUUCGUCUAGUAUAUAGAGAUAAUGAUUAACUGACAAUGACGAGAUUUCAUCCUUACCAUGGACAGAACAUUCGCCUUCUCCAUGACAACAUGGUGGCAUACAGGGAAACCAGCUUUGCUCAUGCACUGACGUUUAGUGAGAAGCCACUCAGGCCAGGUGAAAUAUUUCUCGUCGAGAUAGAGAAAAAUGAACGGGGAUGGAGUGGACAUAUGAGGAUAGGUCUGACUCAAUUUAAUCCGGCCGAUCAGUUUGAGCUACCGCAGUAUGCACUCCCGGACCUGCAUAACAUGGGAAAAUCAUGGAUAUUUGCUGUGACUAAAUCUCACAAUAAAGUGAUGCUGAAUGAGGAGGAUGAUAGUGAUAAUGGGGACGAACCUUACCAAUCAGUCGUAGGUGAUACGGACAUCGUGCAGACUCCUCAGGGGUCAUUCAGUAGGAGCUUGUUAUUACCGUUAGGAAAACUUUUUCCAUCAACUAAAAGUGGAAAUAAUUCAUAUCAUGUGCCCAAAAAGAAUGUGUUACCAACUGAUGUAGGCAGUAGGAUUGGGAUUAUGUAUAAAGUGAAUGGUGACACUGCAGAAAUGAGGUUCAUCAUUAACGGGGAGGACCAGGGGCCUUGUGCCCGCUACAUUCCUUACCAAGGGGGGAACUUACAUGCUGUAGUAGAUGUGUAUGGUACAACUAAACAAGUACGAAUUAUCCAGCUGUAUGGAGUGUCCACUCUUCAGAAUGCUUGCAGGGACAGGAUACUACAACUAACUAGUGAAGAAGACCUAAAUAAGUUGCCAUUGCCGAAAAAACUCAAGCAGUUCUUGAGAUAUGAGUUAUAAAUUGACUUCAUGACUCGUUUUACUUGUUUAAAUUUGAGUUGAUUAUGUAAUGUUUUAUUGUUAUAAUCAUGUUAAAAUUGUUCAUAAUAUACUGUGAUGAUUUCUUGAUUUCAAAAAAAAAUUACCGUUGACUACUUUCAUAGGGCACCAAAUUUCUGUUUAUAUGUUUAGAUUGUAGAUUGUUAUUGAAAAAACUUUCUCUUGAUAAUUGCUUAUGAAAAUGACAUAUUGAUUUCAUUAUGAAUUAUGAGCCAUUCCAUUUGAAAAAAAAUGGCAAUAGGUGGAAAGGGAAGUAAAAUUGGUAGACAUAUUUUUGCCUCAGAAAUGUAAGACUAGGAGGGUUUCUUUAUUUUCAGACUGUGUCUCCACUAAUCACUAAUUAAAUCUCUGGCUGUCAGGCUGCUUAAAAUUAAUAGUUAUAUAGAGGGUUAUUUCGCCCCCAUGUUAUUUUCGCCCUUUCACACUACCAGACAAUUUUGCCCCGUUUUAAUUUGGCCCACUCACAGAUUUGUACAAAAAAUUAUACUUUUUUUAAUUGAAUUGGCUCCGUAUUAAAUUCGCCCACUUGUGUCUAUGGCGAAAGGGGCGAAAAUAAAACGGGCGAAAAUUUCCCUGUAUACAGUAUUUCUAAAUCUUAUUCUUAUUUCUGCCUGAGAAUAAAAAAUAAUUUUCACUCACCUGCAAAUUAGAUUUAUUAAUAGUUGCUCAAAAUUUAGAUCAAGACUUCAUGUCAAGAUGGUCAUCAUGCAGUAAGAUACAUGUAAAUGUAGAAGAAGAAUUUGCAACCUUACAACAUUGAAGAAGAAUUUGCAACCUUAAAACAUUUAAUUUAAUGAUUUUUUUUAUGAAGAGAGGUAUCUGUAAGGUAGUACAUGUAAUUUAUAGGGAUAUAAAUUAAGUAUCCUAUAAAAAGAGGCAGGCUUCUUCAAACAUGCAUUGGAAUAGAUAAUUGAUAGAGAAAUAAAUAGUUUCAAAUUGUGAUUUUUUUUUUUCUGAAGAUGGAAUUAUGUUCAGGCAUUGGGGGAAAAUGUUUUACUUGGUAUUGUUUGAUUUAGACAAUGUGUAAAAGUUUCAUUUUUGAAAGGAGUAGUUUCUUAAUCAUGUUAAUUUUACCAUUUCUGUUACUAAUAGCAGUGUAGGACUUAAAUGUCAAAGCCUUUUUUAAUCACUUAUAUUUGCCUAGAAUUUAUAAACAUUGGAGUCAAAGGAUGCACUUCGCAUUUCAUUUAAAAGUGUUUAUGAAGAUUGUAAUUUUUCUUUUUUUUAAUAUAUAUAGGGAAGCAUAAUAAUUCUCAUUACAAAGCAGUUCACUUUACUUUUAGAUAUUUCUCCUGCAUCUCUCGUGUUGCAUUUUAAUUUUUUCCGAAGGCAAAGAAUGUGCUAUCAAUAACAAGGGUAAGAUGCUAAAUAUUUUGCAAAAGUGUGUUAUGGUCAAUGGUCACAGUUUUUUUUAUUGAACUUUUGUUUUUAUAAAAGAAGACAUUUAUAUGAGCAUUUAGUUAUUUUGAAGAAAAAAAAAUUACACUGCAAAAAACAUUCAGCAAAUUGCAUCUGACAUUGUAUAACGGUGAACAUUUUAAAAUGAAACUGACAGCACAUUUAGUUUUUGCUGAUGUGCUGGAAGCGAUGGUUGUGCCAUGUCAAAAUCAUGUCCUCGUGUGAAAGUUUGCAUUAUGCUGCAUAUAUGUAUUACAGUGUAUUAAGGUGAGCUGGUCACUCAGCAAAGAGAGGUAACUCUUAAAUAGAUAAGUCACUAGGUUUCCUUUAUACAUUUUUCAUUGUCAGUAAUGAUUUUUGUCUAAAUUUUACACCAUACGGUCAAACUAAAUUUGCUUGAUAACAUUUUUAUCACCAUUUUUGAAGAAAUAAGUCAUUAUUCUUCAAGAAUCUAGAUAUAUAUUUGUACAGUUUCUUGGAUAAUUCAGUGUAUAUUUUAUUCUGCUUUUAAAAAAAAUGUAGAGUCAUGAUUAAUUAUUGACAAGUGCUAUAUUGUAAUGAUCAACAUAUCAUUCUCUCCUCUUGAAGUGAUAGUUAAUUAAUACAUAUGAACAGAACAAAAAUCAUUUUUUAAAAAUGUAGAUGCACAAAAAUUUUAUUUAUUAUAAAUAAAUGAAUGAAAAAAAAAUUCACUAAAAAGCAAUGCACAUAUGCAUUAAAAAUGUGUCCUACAGAAAAGAAGGUUAAUUUCACUUGAACACAUCUCUGUGAUGAUUGUGUUUAAGAUGAUCCAUUCUUAUUUAAUGAAAAUUUGAUAGCUUUGUACAUGACAAUAGUAGAAUUUGUUAUUUAAGACCUGGAAGGUGGUAAGGGAAGGGGGGAGCUAGAGUACGAUCAACAUUUAUUUUUUCUUAAAGAAAAGCAAACUAGUAGCAGUUUUGCAGAUUUUUUUUUGAGGGGAAGGGGGGGGGGGAGUAAUUAAUGCAUGCUGUUAAUUAACUUUUGAGAGAUCAAUAACAUGUAUAGGUAAUGUUUGUUGAAAUAAAUGU